AUAGACUUGUAUUCCAAACUUUUAUCGUAAUAAAUAAUUAAUUGAUGCAAUUGUCCAAAUUCAUAAUGAUUGGCCACAACAAAUCACCCCCUAAAUUAGUAGUUUUUUUAACCAAAAAUAAAUUAGUAGUUACAAAGUAAAUUUUCUAUCCUCACAAAUCAAGUUCAAUCCCGGAUCUCAUAAAUAAAAGACGAGACGAUCCGAUAUGGCAUCACACUAUUGGAGGAAAUUUAUGGACUAUAGCAUGAAGCCCAUAUCUCUUAUUUAAUGAACUAAAAGCCCAUAAAAAAAUAGCCCAUAACUUGACCACCGUCGUCAACCCAAUUGCACCUCUAGUCGUCUUCUUCAGUCCAGUCGCAGAAAUAGUACGGCUCCGGUGACGGUGUCUUUAUCUUUUCCGAUACUGAAUCCUAUUUGAGAUUAGUUUAUUCCCAGUUUACCCUUUCAAAUUCCCUCUUUUUCUGCCCCUCGGUCCUCCCCCGCGACCUUUUCACAUAAACAUGACCGACCGGGAUGCCGAUUUCCCACCCACCAAAUUCCCCAAUUCCGCCGCUCCCUCCCAAUCGUCUUCUUUUCUUUUCUUCUUUCUUUCCCGUCGUUCAUUCCCUGUAAAGCAGUGAGGAAAAGAGGGGAGAAAAAACCCAUCAAAAAGUUCCCACCUUUUUCUCCAGCAGCAUUUUGAAACCCCCGCAAAACGACGAACCAAUCCCUCCCCUGCUUGCUCAGAAAAGCGCGUGAAAAUGGUGAUCCACUAGUUGAGUACAAACCAUCCAUCAUCGUCACCACCUCCCCACCCUAUUGCUGUUUGCUUGAGCUUAGCGCUGCUAUUAUUAGGAGACUACUGCUAUCAUUCGGUUUCUUCUGACACUCUCUGCUAGAAGAAACCAACCGUAUUUCGAGAAAUAAGCUCUGGCAGUGGCUGUAUUCUUGUCUCUUUCUUCUUCUCCCUUCUUCCAUUCAGUAACCGAAUCACCCGCAAAGUUGACUACUAGUACUACCCCUGUUGUGGGGUUUUGCCAGUCCGCCCUUUUGAUUUGGGAAACGAUUGGGUGACGAUUUGCUGCAGGGGGGUUGUUCUUUCCCCCACUCUUUCUUUUUGCUUGUUUUGUUUCGGUAGCGUGACCUUUCGCGGCUGUUUUGGCUUCUGGGGAUGAGCAAAUUAUUCUCUGUUUCUUGACUCGAAAUGGAUCUCUGCCGACGAUGGUGAUGAUGGUGUCUGAUUUGAAAUUUGAAGUGGCUGCUACAAGUUAAGGCUCUUUUUUGGUACUGCCGAGAUUGAUUGCAGAAGAAUCAGUUCAAGUACUCUGUUUUCUUCUUACUGGGUUCUCUGUUUGCUUGCCCGGAAAUAUAAAGUUUGGGAGCAAGGAGAUUUUGAUUCAUUCGGUACCCUGUUUGUCAUUCCCUUUGUUCCAUCUCCUCUGCAAUAAAGAAGAGUUCUUCCGAGCUUUUCCCUGUUCUGGUAAGGACCCAUAUGAAGAUUUUCUGUUACCUACACUCUGUUUCCACUUACUGCUUUUUUCUUUUCCCCUUCUCUCCAAAAUCCAAAUUGAUCCCUCUUGUUUCGUUGCUCUGAAAUUUCCUCAACCUAGCUUGGGUUUCUGCAGUCAUUUUCAGCAUCACUUGAUCUUUAAUUUCUUUUGUUUGCUCAAUAUCCACUUCCACAGGUCCAAUGUCGCUACUAAUUCGAGCUCAUGCCCUCCAUUCAACCCCGAAAAUGGGGAAAACCAGCCCGCCGAACCGAGACUGGACGCAGAUCUAUGCAAUCUACGGAAUGGAUCAAUGGCACACUCUGCUCUUUCUCUUGUUCCACGCCUUCCUCUUCUCCUUGUUAUCCCUCCUCUUCCUCCUCUACUUUGACCCCUUCUGCAGCUUCCUGGAACAAACUUUCCCUCUCUUCUUCGCCACCGGCGGCGGCGCCGCCCGCUUCGCCGCAGGAUUCACCGGCUGUGUGGCCGCCCUCUCCUCCGUCUGCCUCUUCAUCGCCGCCGGCAACUUCUUCUACAGCUCGGUCGCAUUACAGCACGAGAUGGCGCAGAGGAUCGUCGGCCACGUCAGCGACUGGUCGUCGGUCAAGCUGGCCCUCGACGUCGGUUGCGGCCGCGGGAUUCUGCUCAACUCCGUGGCGACCCAGCUGAAGAAAACCGGCAGCUCUGGCCGGGUCGUUGGGUUGGACCGGUCUAAACGGACCACCCUCUCCACCCUCCGUACCGCUAACAUGGAAGGUGUGGGGGAAUACGUGACGUGUCGGGAAGGAGACGUGAGGAGCCUGCCAUUUGGGGACAACUGCUUCGACGUGGUGGUCUCGGCGGUGUUCCUCCACACGGUGGGGAAGGAGUACGGUCACCGAACGGUAGAGGCAGCGGCGGAGCGGAUGCGGGUCCUGGGUGAGAUGGGUCGGGUAUUGAAACCGGGUGGAACUGGGGUGGUGUGGGACCUACAUCACGUGCCCGAGUACGUGAGGCGGCUGCAGGAGCUGAGGAUGGAGGAUAUUCGGGUCUCGGAGCGGGUCACGGCGUUCAUGGUCAGUAGCCACAUCGUGUCAUUCAGGAAGCCGAGUCAGCAACACGUGGCGGGCUUGGGUGAGGUCCGACUCGACUGGAGAUUUUUCAAUUAAUUAAUGUUUAAGUUAUUAUUAUUAUAAUCAAGAUUUGUGUUUAAAUUUUACUACUUAGCAGCUGUUAUUAGUCAACGGUAGUAGACUGAGUGAAUAUUUAUACGUUAAAAAGGGUAAGAGGAACUAGAUCUGGGGAGACGAAGCCGAUCCAGAUGCUUGUGUUUAAGAAGAUUAGAUACCACUAUACGUUAUCUAAUGUAUUGAUGAUUAUCAAUGAAAGAGAGCAUUGAUGAUUAAUUAAAUGUGUUAAUCUUGAUUAAUAUGUGUUAAUGUAUGCAUUUUUCUGGUGGUGGGUGUUAUUCAAUAUUGUAGCCUACGUUGAGGAAUCUGUGCUUAGCUUUGAAGAUGGUAGGUGUAGGUCUUGAUGGCAUACCUUGUUAGAUUUGAUUGAUUAGGAAUUUGAUGUAAUAUAAGACUGUUUAAAUAUGGUGGACUAUAAGAUUAAGGGAUCAUUAUUGGAAUAAGAUUGUAGUUCAACCAAUUAAGGUGUUGAAUUUAGCGCCGUGUAAAUUUCCAGAUCUGGAAUAAUCUUUCACACAAAUAAGAUUUAUCAUCAAACCAUUAUGUUCCAAAUGGAAUAGCAAUUAUUCCCUCGUGGUAAAGCCAUCGGCUGCGGUUUUAAUGAUCAAUUAGGACAUCCUAGCACGAUUCACGAUUUGUCAAUAAAGUUUAUAGUAAAGUUGGGUUACAUAUUAGGGGUAUCAAUUCAGUUAACCGAAUAAAUAUUCUAUUAGUAACUAAAUCCAAAAAAUGGUUUUUAUUUAAAUUAAAAUAAACCAAAACGAACAUAUGAUUGCAUGAUGGUCUAUCGGUUUUUGCUUUAACUGAAACCAUUAAAGACUUACCAGUUUUACCAGUUAAGAGGAACCGAUAAGUCUAAAAACCGGAUCGAUUUUGAUUAAUUUCGAAACCAAACACCAUCUCUAGUAAAAAUGGGUAGAUGAGAAAGAUUAGUGUGUCAAAAGAGGCAAGAGGGUGGGGAAGAAAAGACAUGUGAGGGUGCCUGGCUAAAAGGAUAUAAACAGAAUGGGGUAGAGAGAGUGAAAGAGUGAGAGAGUGUCUUUGAGAUGAUGAGUUGUUUCCUGUUUGCUGUUGUGGGUAGCUGAGCAGUGAAUUUAGGUUGGUUUCUUGGGGUCAUAUUAAAGUAGGUCUUUUGCCUUUCACCCAAACAAACAAUCAAAUGUGCAUCUUAUCUAGUCAGCAAUAUAUUUGUGAAUUGAUGUUACUUACAAUAUUAGUACCAUAUUUCCACUACAAGCUACCGGGCGAGAUGUAAUUAGGAGAAAAAAAAUCAUUUUGGUAAGGAAUGUAUAUAAUUUUUAAUCGAGUUUCCAAAUAAUUCAUACAAAUCGAGUAAAUGAGAUUGCAUCCUCUCGAACUAGGUUGGUUUCUUGGGGGUCAUAUUAAAGUAGGUCUCUUCCCUUUCACCCAAACGAACAAACAAACAAAUUGGCACAGAUUAUUUUGGUCAGCAUUAUAUUUGUAAAUCGAUGCUACUUAUCAUAACAAUACGAUACUUAAAUCUGCAGAGCGAAGAUAUAUUUGAAAAGAAUCAUUUUGUUCGGUGCAUUCGUCUUGAAGACAUGCCAAAAUUGAUAAAGCACAUGCACGAUUUUGAAAGUGAGUUUCCAAAUACUUCCAAUCGAUCAAGUUAUUGAGAUUGCAUCCUCUAAAGUCCAACUCACCUACUAGGGGUGGAGUUUGGUCAUUUCGGUUAUAACCAAAAAUCAAAAGCUCGGUUAUCAGUUAAACCGAACCACCUCCCAAAUCUACUGACCGAACAGAGGCCUUAAGACUUCGGUUAUCUCAAUUUCGGUUAACCACACUUCCCCCAAAACCAAAAGCAUCUCGCUCAUCCCUUCGAAUACCGACCGAUUUUCGGUUAGUAGAUAACCGGCUGGUUUCAGUUGUAACCAGUCGGUUAACCGCUAACCGAUUUUCCAGCCCUACCACAUACUACUUCGUGGCCUUCUCCCAUUUUCUCGGCUGAAAGCUAGCUGCAGAAGGAUAUGACAAGGUUCUGGUAUAUAGCUAUAGCUCUCUGCACCUAACAGAGUUUUGGACCAUUAGAAUUUAGAAAGUGAGUCCAAAGUCAGAGUUUUAGUCUUCCUCUGCGCCUAAUUAGCUAUCUGAUUAUUCAAUACUUGCGGCGGAUUGGAGUGAGCGAUCUAGCUGUAGAGAAAGGUGGCAGCUUUGUUUAUUGAAUAUAGCUUGCGUGUGUGGCAACUGCAGAACCGACAGACUGCAAUUCAAUAGUGAUCCAAAUUCCAAACUACAGAGAAAGAGAAAGAGAGAGAGAGAGAGAGAGAGAGGGAGAGAUCUUUUGCAUCAAUGGCAAAGAACAAUGGAUUCAGUGAUUGAUUGGAUCCAAGUGGGUCUACUUGGUUGCUUAUAUAUUGGUUACUGGGCUCCUCUAGCUCAUGCGCAGAGCGCCCCACCCUCGUGACCAAAGGGUUUCGGGUACUCUGCAACUGCAACCAUCUUAAUUGCAGCAGCAUGUGUGCUUUUAUUCUCUUCUCUUCUUCAGUUGCAGCACAACCAUGUGCGCCAUACAACAGCUUCGAAAGAGAAAUCACAACUGCCACCCGAUCUUCUCCCAAGUUUGUGCAUUUUCCCUUAUAAACUGUGCAGUCCCACCUCGACAGCUCUGUACUUCGUUUAGGGAAAACUAUGCAGAUGUGUUUAGUACUCUUUCCUAAAUAAUUUGGCAUUUAUGGUUGCGCGGCAUUCGAUCAUUGACAGAAUUGAAAAUUUCAGUGCUCUGCCUCUGUAGUUUGAUAUGCUUCCACGUUGAACAUAUCAGAGCGGUUGCUUAUUUAUGGCAAGGUGGGGGAAAAAACAGAGCAGUACACCAUUUUCAAAGCGGCCAGGCAGGUGGCUGUCUUUGUCAGUAUGAGCCAAAGUGCCAGACUUUUUUCCUGAAUGAAGCCAAACCUAGACGAAGAGGAGGCUUCAGCCUUCAGGUACUUGUGGUAGUUGGGAUACGUGGAGAAGAGGUUUUAUGGAGGAAACAGGGGAAGCAUAAAAACAGGGGAGUGUGUCGGCGUUGCUGUGUGAGUCUCCUUCGUCCUGCAGUUGGGCCUAGCUAGCUAGGUUGCCACACAAAGUGAGCUAGUUUAUUAGUUUGGGGGCAAGAUAUAUAUCCGGCUAUGGUGCUCACAGUUCGCCGCAGUUCGUCUGUGAGAUCGAUUUCACAAGCGUGCUGGCUCGUCGGAUCAGACGAGAGCGCUUUGCGUCCAUCCAGUCGUCAGUAGAUAUGGAUUGCCAAUUCGCGAUUCAGUAAGGUCAGCUAACCUAUGAGUGUAUUUUGGCAAAUGGGCUGUAAACAUUUUAGCAAAAUUGGGGAAGAUAUGUGUAUGAUAUGCUCCUAUGAGUCUAAUGGGUCUUCUCUCCAAUAAUUACCUUUUGUGGUGUAAAAAAUUUGGAAGAUGGAAGAGCUGUUAGAGAGUGGUAUAAGAUCCAGCAUAACCUUCUCCCAACAACUCGAGUUAUUGGGACCAACUGGUUUAUGUCAAGAGCUUUUCAGAUUUCCUACAUUUCACACAUCAUUAAGUUACCUCAUCAUAACAUCAUUAGGUGGGACAAAAUAGGGAAAGUUUGAGGUACUGAUCAUGAGGUGAGAAUGAAGCAUCCAAAGAAAUAUUAGAUCAUGAU
Linum trigynum is the source of this 6268-nucleotide messenger RNA. The record is from the annotation of a GenBank genome assembly. Lineage: Eukaryota; Viridiplantae; Streptophyta; Magnoliopsida; Malpighiales; Linaceae.